Mizuhopecten yessoensis (Yesso scallop) is the source of this 802-nucleotide messenger RNA. Its product is annotated as BTB and MATH domain-containing protein 38-like. The coding region runs from base 77 to 802 and encodes 241 amino acids. The transcript is spliced from 4 exons. Lineage: Eukaryota; Metazoa; Mollusca; Bivalvia; Pectinida; Pectinidae. The record is from RefSeq and is a predicted model, not a curated record. Gene Ontology annotation, molecular function: protein binding.
UGUAAGCCAAUUCCUUAUACUACGUAUGUGUAUAGCAAGGUCACGUGUUCCUUGUUGACAACAAAACGGCACCACAAUGGCACUUCAGGAAGACGAUGUUAUAAUUCCAAACCUCAUUGCCCCAUGUGAUCAUGACGAGAAAUCAGACGAGGAUUCGAAUAACGAUAAUGAUGAUGUACCACUUUCUCCAAAGCAGCACAGGAAGAUUGAUCCAGGCUUCCUGCCAAACGAUGUUGUACUGGUAAUUGAGGAUGAACAUCUACAUGUAAACAGAGCCUUACUAGAAUCUGCUUCACCUGUUUUUGCUGCUUUGCUUAAAAAAGAGUGGCAAAAAGAGGAAUGCAGUAUUGAUACAAAACAGGAGCUGAAGUUCCCUGGGAAAACAUAUGAUGAUAUGGUCACAUUCCUAAAAUGUCUUCUGCCUAAUUUCCCUGACAAAGUUACAGAUGAAACACUCGAUACAGUGCUACCUUUGGCAGAUGAGUAUCGGACAGAAAAAUUGAUCACAGAAUGUGUGGAAGUAAUCCGACAACGCGUGGAGUCUGUCUCCGAGGCGGAUGUCUACAUACCGCCAUCUCGAAUUGUCACAUACCUACUCUGGAUCGAAAAGUACAACUUUCAAACGUUGAAAGAACUGGUUGUGAAGUUAGCUUCGUGCCUAAACAACAAAGUACUUGAAGCAGAACCAGGCUACAAAAAUAUCAGUCUUACACAUCAGAUGGAGAUAUCUACAACUAGAGCAAAUCUACUUUCGAGUCUUUUUGUGAGAAAUGUAACUGAAGCCAAAGGUAAGCUGCUUUAG